Molecule: messenger RNA, 4493 nt
Organism: Tachysurus fulvidraco (yellow catfish)
Lineage: Eukaryota; Metazoa; Chordata; Actinopteri; Siluriformes; Bagridae
Gene: grk6
Product: G protein-coupled receptor kinase 6
Exons: 16
Coding region: 427-2151 (574 amino acids)
Biological process (GO): protein phosphorylation; signal transduction; regulation of signal transduction
Cellular component (GO): cytoplasm; plasma membrane
Molecular function (GO): ATP binding; G protein-coupled receptor kinase activity
Source: RefSeq, a predicted model, not a curated record
CUCCACCAACUCCCGAACCAGAACCUGAACCAGAACCAGUGCGUAACAAACACACAGCUGUCUGUGUAGAGUAGAAGCACUAAGAGACGUGUAGGAGGAGGAGGAGCUUGGGAACAAAAAAAGGAGAGGAAAAGAAAAAAGAAAAGAAAAAAGGAGAAAAGAAAAGAAAAGAAAAAAGAAAAGAAAAGAAAAAGAAAAGAAAAGAAAAGAAAAGAAAGGAGACAAACCGAGCUGAGAGUCAGUCAGGGUUAGAUUGUUCCACCGUGGGGAGGGGAGGAGUCAGGGAGGACACACACACACACACACACACACACACACACACACACACACACACACACACACACACACACACACACACACACAGUGCCAACCCGGCGACGAGGUUGGGCCUGCGGUGCCCUGCUGCAACCCAGGAAUAAAGACACCAUGGAGCUGGAGAACAUCGUGGCCAACACCGUGCUUCUGAAGGCGAGAGAAGGAGGGGGUGGAAACCGAAAAGGAAAGAGCAAGAAGUGGAAACAGAUGCUUCAGUUCCCUCACAUUAGCCUGUGUGAGGAGCUCCGGCAAACUAUAGAAAAGGACUACAACAGCCUGUGUGAGAAGCAGCCGAUCGGGCGUGUGCUCUUCCGGCAGUUCUGCGACACCAGACCGGAGCUUAGGCGCUGUGUCAAGUUCCUGGAUGCUGUGGCGGAGUAUGAAGUGACCCCAGACGAAAAGAGGAAGGUGUGUGGACAGGAGCUCCUGGAAAAAUAUUUAAAUCCAAAGUCAGAGGACCACGUCCCAGAGGUGACGGAGGAGAUGGUGUCUAUAUGCGCUGAGCGCUUGGAACAGGAGGCGUGUAAAGAACUUUUCAUGGAGUGCACCAAGCUGAUCCAUGACUACCUGAGCGUGGCUCCUUUUGCCGACUACCUCGACAGCAUCUUCUUCAAUCGCUUCCUCCAGUGGAAAUGGCUCGAGAGGCAACCGGUUACAAAAAACACAUUCCGUCAGUACAGGGUAUUGGGAAAGGGCGGCUUCGGCGAGGUCUGCGCGUGUCAGGUCCGGGCUACGGGGAAGAUGUACGCCUGCAAGAAGCUGGAAAAGAAGCGCAUCAAAAAGAGAAAAGGCGAAUCCAUGGCUCUGAACGAGAAGCAGAUUCUGGAAAAAGUCAACAGUCGGUUCGUCGUGAGUCUGGCGUACGCCUACGAGACCAAAGACGCGCUGUGCCUGGUUCUCACGCUGAUGAACGGAGGAGAUUUGAAGUUUCACAUCUACCACAUGGGGGAUGCCGGUUUUGACGAGAAGAGAGCCGUGUUCUACGCUGCCGAGAUCUGUUGUGGCUUAGAGGACCUGCACAGAGAGAGGAUAGUCUACAGGGAUUUGAAACCGGAGAACAUACUGCUGGAUGAUCACGGUCACAUACGCAUAUCAGACCUGGGCCUGGCUGUGCACGUACCAGAGGGCCAGACAAUUAAAGGGCGCGUAGGAACCGUGGGGUACAUGGCUCCAGAGGUGGUGAAGAACGAGCGGUACACGUUCAGUCCGGACUGGUGGGCUUUGGGAUGCCUGCUAUACGAGAUGAUCGAGGGUCAGUCCCCUUUCCAGCAGCGUAAAAAGAAAAUCAAGCGUGAGGAAGUGGAGCGACUCGUCAAAGAGGUGGUCGAAGAGUAUUCCAGCAAGUUCACGGAGGACGCCAAGUCUCUCUGCAAAAUGCUUCUGGCCAAAGACCCCAACGAGAGGCUCGGCUCUCAGGGAAGCGCCUCCGAGGUGAAGGCUCACCCCAUCUUCCGCUCCAUCAACUUCAAACGACUGGAAGCCGGCAUGCUGGAAGCCCCUUUUAUCCCUGAUCCUCAGGCCAUCUACUGUAAGGACGUGCUGGACAUCGAGCAGUUCUCCACCGUGAAGGGGGUGGAGCUUGAGCCCAAAGAUGACUCCUUCUACAGCAAAGUGUCCACAGGAAGUGUCUCCAUCCCCUGGCAAAACGAGAUGAUAGAGUCCGAGUGUUUUAAAGAGCUGAACGUGUUGAAUCUGGACGGCUCCGUGCCCCCAGACCUGGACUGGAGAGGACAGCCGUCUCCUCCGCCCAAACAGGGCCUGCUGCAGAGACUCUUCGGGAGACAGGACUGCUGCGGGAACUGCAGCGACAGCGACGAGGAGCCGACGAGGCUCUGAGGGCGUGGCCAGGCCCAGGCUCCUCCCCCCUGCCACAGGAGGAUCUCAUUUUGUUUACAACUUUUGCACAUUUGUAUUUUUAGGAUAGCUCUAUAUAAACAUUGGAAUGUAUAUUUUCACUAUAUAGCCAUGCGGUCGAUGUUAUUUAAAGUCAACGAGAAACGGAGAAAAACAAAACAAAGCAAAGGAUCAGCGUUCCGUCAUUACAGCAGAGUAUUUCCCGAGACGACGUACGCGGACGCGAAGGCCGAGCGAACCCGAACGGCCCUGUCUCUCUGGUCUCGACGGCCUGCCACCGCCUCCUCACACCUAGUUUUCUUUUCGUUUCAGUUCGAUCCUAGUAAACCACACACAUGUACAGUGUUCUGUUCGCGCAGCCAAAAUUCUUUCACAUAACCCAGAAAGAAGGAAAUUAUGUUCACAGAUAUUUUUAUAUUUAUAUUCUAUGUUUCAUGAUUUUUUUUUAUUUUUUUUUUUUAUUUUUUUUUCUUGUGGUAAUCUUGACAAUCAAAUCCAAUGACCGUUUGUACAAAAGCUUUGACACGUAGCGGUUCGAAACGCAGCGACACGACGUGACUGAAGAACGCAGACGACAUUUCUUUUAUUUCUUCUUAUUAUUUUUGUUUGUUUGUUUUUAACGAUCCGACCAUUUCUAGCCAAGGUCUCAGACGUAAGGUAUGUGUCAGGGUUCUAGCCGAAUAGACGCACCUUCCGGUAGUAAACCAGAUCGUUUCCGUACGACGUCCAAACAGACACAGCCGCUCGUCUUAUGUUGUCGAUACGUGACACUUAUCUGUAAAGUCCUCGGUGUGUCUUCCUGCUGAUUUCUCUCUGGAGAUUUUGAGAAAUAAUCAUCGUCAGUGUUCCAGCCGGUCGGUAUGACGCAUGGUUAGUCUAUGCAUUAAACCAUCUUGCGUUCAUGAGUCCUGAGGCGUUUAUAACCCGUCGCUCGUUACGUAGUAAGAACGUCUCGUAAUUACAGUGUUGUCGUGACAACACGUCUUCGUGGCGAUUUUGUGCGUACGGAUAUGUUUAUUAUUCAUAACCUCGUAAGCUGUUCAAAGGGUUGUUGCUGCUUUCCUAAAUUUUUUUGGGUCAAAGAAACGAUAACCGCAAAAAAAAAAAAAAAAACAUAUAUAGAAAUCAAUUUCUCUGCCAAAAAAAAACAUCAGUCAGGUUAAGGCUUGGAACCCUGAUGGUCUCGUGUAGAUCUAACCUGUCGAUGCAAGACCAAACCACUUUUUACUUUAGUCCUCCAUCUCCAUGGACGGUGCCUUUAACGUUUUAAGGUACUCUUGUAAUUAGCGUUUUUAUACGGAAUCGUGACAAACGUCACCUCGUCUUCUGAGUCGGCUCCGCUUUUUUUUCUCUCUCUCUUUUUUUUUCCUUUUCUUUUUUUUUUUUUUUCUUGCACAUGCAGUAAACCUUUUUUUUCCUCGCGUUGUUCAUUUUACCUCAUCUGUGUCCUGUGGAUGUGUGUUUUCUGAUCUCAGACAUUUUCCCUUUCCCCUUUGUUUGAACUUUUAUCGGACACAAUACAGUCAGAAGACACGAAGGGUGAAGAGAAAGAAAAAAGGCUUUCAGACCUCGGAUGCGUGACUUGAACUCUUUUCAGCCUACCGACUCCGAGGUCUCGCCGGUUCCCACGGUCCACUUUUUCUGCUCGAAACUCAAGUACAUUCCAGUCUCUACCGUACUGUACAGAUGUAAAAUUGUUUUUUUUUUCUGUUUUAUUUAGCAAUAACAGGAUUUUAUAAAUGUAACUACCACAUAUACGCGUAUAAAGCGCGCAGCGCCGCAAGACUGAACUUCAGUUGACUCUUGUCGAUGUGUCCCUGAGCCAGGCUUUAACACUGUGAAGGAGGAGAUUUGCUGAUUUCUGUCACAGUUGUAAUUUUUUCUUGUUUUGUUUUGUUUUCCUCGUACGCAAUGCACUGAUGUAUUUUUACGUGUACAUAUAAAGUGUUUAUGUAUGUGCGUUCGCCUAAAUGCCGUGUGUAUGUGUGUGUGUAUGUGUGUGUGUGUGUGCGUGCGUGCGUGCGUGCGUGUGUGUGUGUGUGCUUGUUUUUGCACUGCAUGUGCCCAUAUUGUUGAUCAUAACCACUAGCCGAUGCCAUCGUGUUACUCCCUGGAUAAAGGGGAAAAAGUUACCAUACUACUGCUAAGGGAGCUGUGAGUCAUAUAUUGCUUUCAGAAGUGUAAGUUUGGCCAUAUGGUAAUAAUCAUCAUCGUUUUAAUGAUCUUUUACGUAUAUUUCUUUUUUUUUUUUACCUCAUUUGGAAGUGGCGGAAGUGCAACCAAUCAAAAAUGCUGAAAAAUAAAGACUCCUCCUUGAACCAAUA